Penicilliopsis zonata CBS 506.65 is the source of this 1213-nucleotide messenger RNA. RefSeq lists its product as hypothetical. Gene Ontology annotation, cellular component: endosome. Gene Ontology annotation, molecular function: GTPase activity; GTP binding. Bases 217 to 1041 code for a protein of 274 amino acids. NCBI's taxonomy places the organism in Eukaryota, Fungi, Ascomycota, Eurotiomycetes, Eurotiales, Aspergillaceae. The transcript is spliced from 2 exons. The record is from RefSeq and is a predicted model, not a curated record. Gene Ontology annotation, biological process: regulation of endocytosis.
AGACCUUGGUGCUCCGUACGGUAGUCCAACUUGGUACCUUACCAGGGUAGGUUAGGUAGUCACUUCACUAACGACGUGUAUUGCAUACCAUCUACAUAUUUGAGGAUCAGUAGAUGAAGUAUGACUGUUAUGAUCAUCUAUCCUCUGGCCAACUGAUUAUUUUGACAUCAAUUGUUUUCUUUUUUCGCACCCCUCCUAUAAUUCCACUCCGUAUCCAUGUCACAGCCAUGGGACUACAUCGCUAAACUCGUUUGCAUCGGUGAUUCUGGCACGGGCAAAUCUAGUCUCACAAUUCGCCUCUGUGAAGGACGCUUUUCUUCAGCUCACGAUGUCACCAUAGGUGUCGAGUUUGGAUCUCGUAUUGUGCCAGUUGGGCCACCUGCAUCACAAAGUCUAGGGCUAGGUUUUGACAAAACCGACGAUGAUAUCAACCCUCCUACGACGCAGUCACCCUCCACAGGCCUGCCUAACCCCCCACGCAAGACCCCAGGGCCUCAAUCACAGAAGCAAAUGAAGCUCUCUUUGUGGGAUACAGCUGGACAAGAGACGUACAAAUCCAUAACUCGAUCUUACUUCCGUGGCGCAUCAGGUGCCCUUCUUGUUUUUGACAUCACCAGACCAGCCACGCUUACCUCGUGUACCCAGUGGCUGCAGGACCUGCGACAGAUUGCGGAAGAGGGGAUCGUCGUUGUUCUGGUGGGGAACAAGAGCGAUCUCGCUGAAGGUAACGCUGAACAAGAUAAACGAAGGAUUUCAAGGCAAACGGCGGAAGAGUGGUGCCGCGCGAACAAUGUUGUGCGGUAUGUCGAAACAAGCGCUAAAUCAGGUGAAGGUGUUGAGCGUGCAUUUCUCGAGGUUGCAGAGCGUAUCUACCGCAACAUCGAAAUUGGUAAGUACGAUCUCAACGACCGUCGGAGCGGUGUCAAAGGUUUUGGAGCAACAGGUGGCUCGGGUAAUACUGGGGCACCCGAGACUAUUGCUCUGGGAUUGAAUGAUGCUAUGCGCAACGGUGGAAAUAGGUGGGCUGGAAAUUGCUGCUAGGCGCGAAAGGAGGACUCGAUUCGGAAUUCAGACGAGUCCCUAUAAGAUUGGAUAUGCCCAGCUUGCUGAAAUCCAAUAUAUCUUGUAACUAUGGAGUAAUCAGUUACCUGGCCUAUCUACUGGCUUGGAUUCAGGAUGUGGUUCGACUGAAUGAAUUUGAAUUUUUAAAGGA